AUGGAGUAUCCCAAGAGGUCUUCAGACAAGUUCUUCUUAGACUUCUAUGGAAACUUGGUCACCCAGAUAUCAUCAGGUGCUGCGCGACGUCGGAUAUCCGAGUCGGCGCGGUAUUGGAUACGAGAAUUUCUAUCUGGCGGAGCUCCACAACAGAGCGGAAUUUGGAGAAAGGCAGGUCCAAAGACCUCUGGAGACGGUGGCGAAAACUGUUCAAGAGAUUCACUGCACCUAGAAAAGGACCGGAGCAGUCAUAAACAGUUCCAAGGCAAGGACCGCAAACGUGCGCAGGGAGAAAGGAUCAUGUUUUUGGUUUCCGGCUACUACGGACUUGAAGCUUCAAACUAUAUCAGCGAUUUGUUCUCAGCAUAUGAAUUGCCACACCGGAUUCUGGACUGGGCACCAUCUAGAGGCGGAUGGUGGUCUAUGGUGGUUGGCCUUUGCGAUCAAGGUGCACAUGGAUUGUGA
Molecule: messenger RNA, 465 nt
Organism: Laccaria bicolor S238N-H82
Lineage: Eukaryota; Fungi; Basidiomycota; Agaricomycetes; Agaricales; Hydnangiaceae
Exons: 5
Coding region: 1-465 (154 amino acids)
Source: RefSeq, a predicted model, not a curated record